Iphiclides podalirius (scarce swallowtail) is the source of this 315-nucleotide messenger RNA. The record is from the annotation of a GenBank genome assembly. Lineage: Eukaryota; Metazoa; Arthropoda; Insecta; Lepidoptera; Papilionidae.
AUGGUCACAGCACUUAGCUUCGCGUUCGUCGGAAACGCAGGGGGCGCGGGAGGAAGGUGCGCGCGCGCAGACAGCCGCUCCGACCGCGGCCGACUUGUAACUGGAAGUUUGAACCGGCGAGCGACGGUCAGAAAGAUCGGGCGUUUGGCUUUAUUAGCAAUUGACUUGAGGCCUGGCCUCGUAGACUGUGCUCUAUACCGAGCAUUAAUGUCACGAUUAUCAUAUAUAUUGGUAACGAAAGCUACGUUAGAAAAAAGCGAUGAUUAUAAUAAGUACGUCAUGAAAGAAGAAAAGAAAGCUGAUAUGCAUACUGAA